AUGGCGAGACCAUCGAGUGAACAGAAGCCUCCUAGACGAAUGACACUCCUACUGGAGGGGAGACCUGGAGAACCACGAGAGAUAGACCGAGAAGAAUUUAUUACCUACUGUCGUGAUGACCCUGAACGCCUCUGGCAACUGAUGUUGGAAAUAAGUGACGAACUGAGGGACAAAAUUGAAGAUCUUGAGGUUGAAGCCGCUGGUGCGCUGCUUAAGAUUCAGGAAAACGAAGGAAUUGCAGCCCUUGCCAACCAAGAAUUGAAGAAGAAAGAGGACGAGCUUAAACAGACGACCAUCCAGCGAGAUCAGUAUGCCAACCAGAUUGCACAAAUGAUGGUUCGAAGCAACGACCUGGGUACCCUGGCAGUAGGCCCUGCCACCCGUAAGUCUAUCAAGCUUCCAGACCCACCCCUGUUGUCCGAUGGAAAGAACCCUAAAUUCGACGAUUGGCUCGUACUCAUGCAGCAGAAGCUGAGCGCGAAUGCGGACCACUAUGAUACCCCUGAAUUGAGACGCGCCUACGUUGCCAGCCGAUGCGAGGGUGAUGCGGCAAAACACAUCACUAAACGCCUGAAGAAUGGUGCCAUAAAUGCUUACAAGGACUCGACCGACCUGCUGGAGCACCUUGAGCAAAUCUACCACGAUCCGAACCGCCUCGCAAGUGCAAAGCUCAAAUUCCGUGGAUUAUUCAUGAAGAAUAAGGACAAAUUCCACGACUUCUUGUCCGAAUUCAUUUAUUGGGCAGAUGAGGCUGAGAUUGACGAGAAGGACUGGAGGGAGGAGCUAUACCAGAAGAUUACAACUGACCUCCAGAAGCUGACUAUGAGUGAGGCCAUCCGCACCAAUGGAACUUUUCAGGAGUUCAUAAACUACUGUUCUCAAACCGCGAAUCGGCUGGAGGUUAUCAAUAACCGUUCGCAACAUAAUCGUGUCUUUAGGAACUGGGCCUCUUCAAAUCAGAAUCAGAACUCGCCAGUACCUACUAAUACUGUGAAGAGGGAAAGCAAAGAGGCAGAUCGCUUGGGGGUAGACUCAGAGACUCGUCAACGUCUAAUGCAGGAAGGGAAGUGUUUCAAGUGUCAGCAGUUUGGCCAUCUCGCCCGUGAAUGCCCUAAGCAGAUGCCUACCACUCAGCUCAAGGCAUUGGAGAAGGCCAAUAGUAAAGAAAACAAUGAGAACAUUAGAGACACAGGAGCAAACGGAUUCAUAUUUAUCGACACAAACCUAGCAACCCUCAUCGCGAAGACCUUUGGCCUACAUACAGUCCCAUUAGGACGGGAAUACGCAGUACAAGGAUACGAUGGCAAGUCAGAAGCUCCCGUCACACAUGCCAUCUUCAUGACACUGGAGGUCGACGGCAGAAGACAGAAUAAUCUACCGAUGCUGAUAGUAAACUUGGGAAGGCACGAUAUAAUACUUGGAAGGAAGUGGUUUGCCCAAUUUGGAGUCCUGCCAGACUGCAAGAACCAACGCCUUCUUUGGCCCUCAGAGCGGGCUGCCUUUGACGAAGUGGCCGCUCAGACAACUCGACCUUUACCCCGCAAGAUAUUGAAGCGAGCAGACACAAUACAGAUGAAUUACCAAAAGGACGCAGACCGCAGGGAUCGACUAAUGGAGCAAGAGGACCAGGAAGAUCAAAAAAAGGGACCUAACAAGGUCACUACAGGAGAUAGGAAACCGAUAAGCCCAGCAGCGCCUAGACAUCAACCACGAGAGCUUUUCCAGCCGACAGAUCCAAUUCCCCUGGAACCAGAGAAGAAGAUUGAAAGUUCACAAGACCUCCCAAAGAUUGACAUCGCAGCAAUAGGAGGCUCGGCCUUUACGCGAUAUAUGAAGGGAAAUAGUGCCGAGGUGUUUGUCACUAGCCUCUAUGAGAUUGAUAAGAUGAUACAGCAUAAGAAGCCAUUAUGUGACAUCACUGAAGAAGCAGACCUUCGAAAGUUGGUUCCAUCAUACUACCAUGACUACCUCGACGUCUUCUCAAAGAGGGCUUCAGACACCUUGCCACCAUCACGUCCAUGUGACCAUAAGAUCGAGUUGACAAUGGAGAAUACGCUUGGCUAUAGCCCUCUGUAUAAGCAGUCGGCAGAAGAAUUAGAAGCCACAAAGAAAUACAUCAUGGAGAAUCUAGACAAGGGAUUCAUCGAACCAAGCAAUGCACCAUUUGCCUCUCCAAUCCUGAUGGCACGAAAGAAGGAUGGAGGACUCCGAUUCUGCGUUGAUUACAGAAAGCUAAAUGCAAUCACUAAGAGGGACAGAUAUCCAUUGCCGGCUUCCCCGUAUCCGGAUGCUCCAGACUCCGAGGACUUGACUACCUUCCGAACACGAUAUGGAUCCUAUAAGUACAAGGUGAUGCCAUUUGGGCUGACUAAUGGACCGGCCACGUUUCAACGAUUCAUCAAUGAGACCUUUCUAGACUAUCUGGACGAUUUCCUUACCGCUUUUAUUGAUGAUCUGUUGAUCUAUAGCAGCAAUGAGCUUGAGCACCAGGAGCACGUCAAGAAGGUAUUGCAACGUCUGCGAGAGGCUGGACUCCAAGCCAGCAUUGGGAAAUGCGAAUUUCACGUCCAAAGGACUAAAUACUUGGGCUUUGUCGUUGGCACUAAUGGUAUUGAAGUCGACCCUGACAAGGUGGCAGUAAUUGCGCAAUGGAAGCGACCAACUACAGUAAAGGGCGUGCAGUCCUUUCUAGGAUCUGCAAUUUCUACAGGCGGUCAUACGGAAUUAUAG
Messenger RNA from Rasamsonia emersonii CBS 393.64, 2730 nucleotides. Its product is annotated as Gag/polymerase/env polyprotein. Gene Ontology annotation, molecular function: nucleic acid binding; zinc ion binding. Bases 1 to 2730 code for a protein of 909 amino acids. The transcript is spliced from 3 exons. The record is from RefSeq and is a predicted model, not a curated record. NCBI's taxonomy places the organism in Eukaryota, Fungi, Ascomycota, Eurotiomycetes, Eurotiales, Trichocomaceae.